This is a messenger RNA of Magnolia sinica, 400 nucleotides long. Its product is annotated as pumilio homolog 12-like. Gene Ontology annotation, cellular component: cytoplasm. The coding region runs from base 17 to 400 and encodes 127 amino acids. NCBI's taxonomy places the organism in Eukaryota, Viridiplantae, Streptophyta, Magnoliopsida, Magnoliales, Magnoliaceae. Gene Ontology annotation, molecular function: mRNA binding. The record is from RefSeq and is a predicted model, not a curated record. Gene Ontology annotation, biological process: post-transcriptional regulation of gene expression. The transcript has 2 exons.
ACAUGAAGCUGCCACAAUGCCUCAGUCUCCACAAUCUACACAUAGAUGGUUCCUGUUGAGGAAAAUCAUGGAGCUGAGCUUGCUCCUCUCGCAAGAUCCUUUUGGAAACUACGUCUUGGGUUGUGCUCUCGAGCUCAAGAUCCCGGAGGUCAUUAACGAUAUAUGCCACAAGCUUAAAGGCCACUACACGGAUCUAUCAACAGAGAAAGUCAGCAGCUUCAUUGUUCAAAAAUGCAUAGUUCUUCGGACUAAAUUUGUGGUUUCAGAGCUGCUGAAAACUGGCAACCUAGGCCAACUUGCGCGUGAUCGAUAUGGGAAUUACGUCGUCCAGACGGCACUGAAAAUGACAGAGGUGAAACCCCUUUUCUUCCUUUUGCAUCACCAGCUUCUAUUUCUUUAG